This is a messenger RNA of Cephus cinctus (wheat stem sawfly), 2477 nucleotides long. RefSeq names its product inositol polyphosphate 5-phosphatase K. Bases 597 to 1913 code for a protein of 438 amino acids. Gene Ontology annotation, cellular component: cytoplasm; ruffle; plasma membrane. The record is from RefSeq and is a predicted model, not a curated record. Gene Ontology annotation, biological process: phosphatidylinositol dephosphorylation. The transcript is spliced from 8 exons. Gene Ontology annotation, molecular function: phosphatidylinositol-4,5-bisphosphate 5-phosphatase activity. Lineage: Eukaryota; Metazoa; Arthropoda; Insecta; Hymenoptera; Cephidae.
CGAUGUUUUAGCGCCACGAUUUUGGUAUUGCCGAGAAUCGUAGCGUUGUGCAUCUCCCUAUUCAUCUCUGGAUUACGUUAUAGCGAUGCAAUUCAGUUUAUCGUGACGCGUCUUGUUUAAAAGCAAUAAAGAUACUUGUGCAAUGAAAAAUACGGAGAGCGAUCGAGUUAGAGAAUUGACGCGAAUCUCUUUAUUGGGAGAUCAUGGUGUUUCUUUCUUUGGUUAAUUAAAAAUCUUAGAUUGCGCUAACUAUUCGAUACGUACCAGUGUCAUAAGUGAUAGAUAGUUGUAUAUCGUAUCGUAACCUGUCCUUGGCUCUGAGAGUUGCGCAAAGUUACUCCUAUGUUAUACUCGCUAGGAAUUAAUAAUAAGGAAAUUAAAAGUUACUAAUUUGCUAUAUUUUACGAGUUUCAUAAUAUAUUUCAAGAUGGCUGGCUCCAAGAGUUCUCUUAGGCGAGUGUUAAAACUUCCAUGCUCAAUUAUAACAUUGUUAUACGGUAAAACUUUGUAUAGUACAUGCUUUGAUCAAUGGAGAAAGUGUUUCAGCAAUUUUUGCAACUCGUAUUCGUUCUGUGGUGUAUAUAUAUUACUGGGGUAUGCACUUUCAUCUUUGGUAUAUCAUGUCUACCUCAUAUUCUAUAUUUUGGAACAGGUUGUAUUUUGUAACGUGGAACGUUGCUACCAAGUAUCCUGAGCAAGAUAUUCGUCAUCUCCUAGAUUUUAAUCAGGAUGAUGAUGAGAAUCUACCAGAUAUGUAUAUAGUAGGAUUACAAGAAGUUAAAGCACAACCUCAAAAUAUGGUUCUAGAUAUAUUUUUCGAGGAUCCAUGGACAAGAUCCUUUAGGGAAGCAUUAAAGAAGCACGAUUAUGUAAAGAUACGUACUCAAAGGCUACAAGGUCUCGUGUUAAGUGUAUUUUCAUUAAGGAAACACUUAACUCAUUUGAGACUGAUAGAAGCUCAAUAUACUAGAACAGGAUUUGGAGGGAUGUGGGGUAACAAAGGCGCGGUUAGUGUCAGAUUAAACUUGUAUGGCGUCAGUGUAUGCAUAGUUAACACCCAUCUGACGCCCCACGAUCAUCUGCUGGCUGAUAGGAUUGCUGAUUACAAUACCAUAUUGAAGGAACACGCAUUUAACGCACCAGACACUCCAAAUAUUUUAUACCAUGACUACGUAUUUUGGAUUGGUGAUUUAAACUUUCGACUCGCUGGCGAAGAUCUCACAGCUGUAGACAUCGACCUGCUGGUAAAGAAGAGUCAGCUGGACCUGUUAAUGCGCAGAGAUCAGCUGAAAAUAGCCAUGGAAACUGGAGAGGCAUUCAGUGAACUCACUGAGAGUGAAAUAACAUUCCCACCGACUUACAAGUAUGAAUUUGCAUCUCAAGAAUUUGAUCUCAAACGCAGACCUUCUUGGACCGAUAGAAUACUGUACAAAGUUAAUUCAGAUGUUUAUGAGGAUGUCAAACUGAAAAUCAAUCAGAUCAACUACAAGAGUCAUCCUUGUUAUGUACAAUCUGAUCACAAACCUGUAACAGGGGAAUUUGACAUUACGAUACGACCGGAUGUUGAGGAUCACGGUGUAGAAUUCCAGCCGCUUUCAGCCUGGUUCAUAGACGAAGAGAAUUCAGUGUCGUACAAGCUCUUGGGUAACUACAAACCUGCCAGUGGUGAUUGGAUAGGGCUCUUCAUGGACCGUUUCUCAAACCUGGACGAGUACGUCGUCUACGAGUACGUGGGCAGAGGAAAAACAACAACUAUGGCGGAACCAAACGCCAUCACGGAGCGAAUAUUCUUCAGCGACACAGCUUUAAGGGCACCCGGGAUGUAUCGGCUGGUUUACAUAACACAGCACGACGGUAUCAUCGGUAUUUUAGGUAUAAGUCCGCCAUUCCCCGGACACAAGAGGCCAGCCUGAUCGAGAGCCUCAUUCAACCUAUAAAGCUUUGAUUAUUAUAGGCUGAUAUUGGCGCGUUACGCAAUUUCUCAUAUAAUAGCGCGAUUAUCGGGCACGGGGAUAAUAGGUUAUUUCCACAUGCUAGGGAUUAUUAAUAGGUGAUAAUUUCGUUACAACGAAAUCACGAGGUCUUUACAUCUACGCUCGUGCCUGGUUCAACUUUCGGUACCUGUUCUUAAGUUCGGGCCCAAUUAUAAUAUUGUACAAAGCACCUAGCACUGCUGGCGCGCUUGCUACUUAAGCUUCGCUACGCUUCGGAGACACUAUUUUGUCUCCAGUUCUUGCGUUUCAUGUAGUCUGCAACACGAACAAUAAUUUAAAUGCGAGAUUCCACGGUACCAGCUUUACUGGAUAUACUUCUGCGUAUCUCUGGAAGACUCAUUAUCUGACCUGAAAGACGUAUCGCGUGUUUAUGUAACAAAACGUAUAGUUUAUUUUUAUGGUGUAAUGAUUAGCGAUCAAAUGAGUAAAAGGUGUCACGGUGUAAAAGGAGAAUCGAAUAAAAAGUAUUUUCUAAAAAAAAAA